Molecule: messenger RNA, 625 nt
Organism: Aspergillus japonicus CBS 114.51
Lineage: Eukaryota; Fungi; Ascomycota; Eurotiomycetes; Eurotiales; Aspergillaceae
Exons: 1
Coding region: 100-498 (132 amino acids)
Source: RefSeq, a predicted model, not a curated record
CCGACACAGUCUAUGUGAUGGACAAAUUAAUGGAAUUAUGCUCACGAGCAACGUCCCAGACGGACUCGCAAGUUCAAAGGACAGAGCGGAGUGGGUAUAAUGGAAAAAACACAACGGUUGGAGAGAAGGAGGCAGGCAACGAGGCCGCAUGGCCAUGACAGGAUAUAUACUGCAAGAGAUGAUGUAUGCUCGGACACGGCGCUAGACAGCAUGUGCAGGAAGUCGAAGCAUUCAACCGGCUUUUCGAAACCCACAAUUGCUGUAUGCUAUAAACAGCCUUCGACUCACAGGGAUCCUCAAGCCGCCCGUGGGGAGGAGCUGAUAUCGCAUGCGAUCAUUGGCCCUUGGAUGCGCCGGGGGGGCAUCCUUCAGGCCCUCCGCACAAAAGGUUCAUUGAAGACUUUUAGGGCCAGCAGCAAGAAAGGUUACCACACGAAACGCGGCCGUUUCACCCAGCGUCUGCGCUGCAGAAUGCCAGGUGGUCGUCGUCCACCAUGAUUGGAAUAUCUGCGGAUCGGGGGCCUGCAGGCUUGUUUGGCUGGACGACGGUGAUUGGUGCCAGCCUCUCAAAAUAUUCCGCUUUAAUCUAUCGACAGCUAAGAAUAGGAGGGAUGAAUAUGCAGGU